UUUUCACCUUUGUCUUCUUGAGUGUUUUGAAAAGAUAAACAGAUAAACGCUCACUAAUCAAACCGCCUUUGACCCGCAGGAUGAGCGGGGAAAACCGUGAUUCCCACAGAUGACAAAAUCAAAAUCGCUGAUUAAAGCGCCCGCGAUUUAUCUUCGAUCACAACAAAUACCUCUCGUCAAAAACCUGUAAUGGAGAUGAUUAAUCGAUCAGCCGUGUAUCUGUGGUGUGUCUCCCUCCCUCUCUGUCUGUCCAGUGUUUUCCUUCUGCCUCGCACUCGAUCUGACUCAGUCCGGGCAGAAGCAGCAGCGGGAGGAGGAGGAGGAGGAAUGUUAGCCGGUUAGCUCACCCAUCGACAUCCAGUCCCUGGAUUUAAAAAAACACGUCAUUUUGUGGAUUUAACUCUGGGCGUUAAAAUGAAUUUACUACCGUCUAAUCCUCACGGGAACGGGCUCCUCUACGCCGGAUUUAACCAGGAUCACGGAUGCUUCGCCUGUGGAAUGGAAAAUGGAUUCCGUGUUUACAACACGGAUCCACUUAAAGAGAAGGAGAAACAAGAGUUCCUGGAGGGCGGAGUCGGCCACGUGGAGAUGCUGUUCAGGUGUAAUUAUCUGGCGUUAGUGGGAGGAGGCAAGAAACCCAAGUAUCCAACUAACAAAGUGAUGAUCUGGGACGACCUGAAGAAGAAGACGGUUAUUGAGAUCGAGUUCUCGACAGAAGUCAAAGCUGUGAAGCUUCGACGUGACAGGAUCGUCGUGGUCCUGGACUCUAUGAUCAAAGUGUUCACCUUUACCCACAACCCCCAUCAGCUGCAUGUCUUUGAGACCUGCUACAACCCCAAAGGUCUAUGUGUGCUGUGUCCCAACAGCAAUAACUCUCUGUUAGCGUUCCCGGGGACUCACUCGGGCCACGUUCAGAUCGUGGACUUGGCCAACACAGAAAAGCCGCCCGUGGACAUCCCCGCCCAUGAGGGCUCGCUGUGCUGCAUCGCUCUCAACCUGCAGGGCACGAGGAUAGCUACUGCGUCAGAGAAAGGGACACUCAUCAGGAUUUUCGACACGUCCGCAGGCCAACUCAUACAGGAGCUGAGACGAGGAUCUCAGGCCGCCAACAUUUACUGCAUUAACUUCAACCAGGACGCGUCCCUCAUCUGUGUGUCCAGUGACCACGGCACCGUCCACAUCUUUGCUGCAGAAGAUCCCAAGAGGAACAAACAAUCCAGUUUGGCUUCAGCCAGUUUUCUUCCCAAAUACUUCAGCUCUAAAUGGAGCUUCUCAAAGUUCCAGGUUCCCUCAGGUUCUCCCUGCGUGUGCGCCUUUGGAACCGAGCCCAACGCUGUCAUAGCUAUAUGUGCUGAUGGCAGCUACUACAAGUUCCUGUUCAACCAGAAAGGGGAGUGUUCCCGAGACGUCUACGCCCAGUUCCUGGAGAUGACGGAUGACAAGAUUUGAUCUUUGACCUCCUCCUGCAGACGGAGAUGUUUUCUGCGGUUUAUCGCUUUUUUUUUCUUCUUCUCUUUAACCUUAAAUUAAAAUUUGAGGAGACAGGAAGUCGCAUUUCUGACCUCGACAGACUCUGUAGACGAGCACGAGGACGACACGGAUUUACCUCCCAAAAGCGAACACAAGAGAAAAGAGGGGGAACAUGACAGUUUUUCUUUGAGACGUCUUCCGAGGAAAUUUCUGAAAAAAAUGGAUGGCUAUUUUUAAUCGCACAGAAGAUUCCGAUUGAUGCGAUUUUGUCGACUAACACCGCCUAACUGUAGGGAGUGCCUCUGAGACUGGAGAGAAUCUGUACGUAUGAACACAUUACUGUUGUCGCAGACAGUAAAUCCACAGGUGUGUGUGCGUGUGUGUGUGUGUGUAAGAUUGUGUAUAUAACUAUGUACCAUAUUGGGUGUUUUUUCGCAAAGCGGCGUCAGAUUGUGCGUUUGCGACGCCAUAGUAUUACUCGAUCUUUCUUAUAUUCACUGUAUAAACACAAGACAUCGGACUAAACUGAACAAAAUACUUAAACUUGUACAAACUAGUAGCAAAAGAGAACAUAAUUAUUAACAUGUAUCUGUUUUCCGUCUUCCUUUUUUUUUCAUACUUUGUGCAAUAUGAUUGUUAAAAAUCCUCGCUAAAGUUGAGUUUGUUUUUUCUACUCGCGUUAGAAAGUUUAGAGAUUUAUUUUUUUGGUGUGUGGGAAAAAAUUAGGCUUUUUUCCACUUUUCUACCCCCCCUCCAACAAAUGUUUCAUAUUAGAAACAACUAAUUAAGUUCUAAACAGUUACCCAUUUCGAACACUAGGUGGCUUGUUUUCCCAUUUACAGUCUUUAACGUCUAUCCAACCGCUGUUAGCUUUAGCUUCAUAUUUAGCGCACUGAUUUUCUACAGAAGAAAGUUUGAUUUAAAAAAUUCUGCUUUUUUCGGAUUCUUGCCCGAAAUAACCACGUUUUCUAGCAGCAGCAGCCAAACGUUUCAAAUCAAAAUUUAAAAACACAAAUUGCUAAGGCUGAAAUGUAAUUGUUCUACAUUUUUAUAACAAUUAAAAAUAAUGUAAAUGCAUAAAUGUUAGAAACAACUAACUGCGUUCGAAACAGUAACCCAUUUCAAACACUAGGUGGCUCGUUCUCCCGUCUCCGGUCUUAAACGCCGAGUUAACCGAGCCGCUUUUAGCUUUAGCUUUCUGCCAAGAACGUGACCAAGCAUUUUUUUCCCCUCUAAACUGUACAACUGUUUCUUUAAGAGUUUGUGACUGACCUGAACACAAUUUGUACCCUCCUAAAAUACUUUUAAAUUUUUUUUUUAAAGAUUCAUAAAUGCAACUUCAAUCCUGAUGAUUGAAGAAAAAACAAAAUUUUUAGCACAUUAACACUUAAAAUGCCAGGUUUUUUGCGCAUAUAAAAAAAACAUAAUACGCAACAAAAUUAUUAUUAUAUUGAAGGAAGUCUGGAAUGUUACUGACAACUGCAUUAUUAUUACAAAAAAAAUACCCUAUCUGCGCCUUAAGUACAAAAAUGUCCCAUCAUUUCUAUGGACCUCUAAUAAACAGCUGUUUCACUUUAAGUUCUUUUUUUUUUACUUACUUUCAGUUCUUUUUUUUUAAAUCAAAUUCAGUCCUGAUCAUAGUUAAUAAUGGGUCAUUUUCUUCUACGCAAGGUAAAGAACGCAUUAAGAAAAAAAAGGUUGCAUCAGGGUUAAGACAUUUUCAAAUCUCAGUAAGACAGAGACAAAAUAUUGCUUCAUAUACCUUUAAAUGGUCAGUGUGACUCAUGUUGUGUCUGUAAACUGUCGCUAAUACCAUUGAUUAUUUCAGCUCAUCAGGGAAUUUGAAAGUGCUUUGCAUAAAAAUCAGAAUUCACUUUAGUGUUUUUCUUUCCAUCAGAUUCACGUUGUUUCACCUGCAGGUCACACACACACACACACACACACACACACACACACACAGUGACCACAGCAGAGACACUGCACACAAUGAAAAAACAACAUCUUUCUGUCACAAACUCAGAAUGAUUGUAAAUCCUACGUUUAAAUUUGUAAAUAAAAUCUAACGUCUACUUUUACA
Molecule: messenger RNA, 3547 nt
Organism: Solea solea (common sole)
Lineage: Eukaryota; Metazoa; Chordata; Actinopteri; Pleuronectiformes; Soleidae
Gene: wdr45b
Product: WD repeat domain 45B
Exons: 10
Coding region: 415-1449 (344 amino acids)
Biological process (GO): autophagy of mitochondrion; protein lipidation; nucleophagy
Cellular component (GO): phagophore assembly site membrane; extrinsic component of membrane; cytosol
Molecular function (GO): protein binding; phosphatidylinositol-3-phosphate binding; phosphatidylinositol-3,5-bisphosphate binding
Source: RefSeq, a predicted model, not a curated record